Messenger RNA from Olea europaea var. sylvestris, 2014 nucleotides. RefSeq names its product protein WHAT'S THIS FACTOR 1 homolog. The transcript has 2 exons. NCBI's taxonomy places the organism in Eukaryota, Viridiplantae, Streptophyta, Magnoliopsida, Lamiales, Oleaceae. Bases 41 to 1333 code for a protein of 430 amino acids. The record is from RefSeq and is a predicted model, not a curated record. Gene Ontology annotation, molecular function: RNA binding.
CAACUCUGCAAAAUUGGCAGAGCAUAAACCCUAAACCCUAAUGCUAAUUCAAAAGCAUAACUGCAGAACCACGAAUACCCAGAUACACAUCUUGAUUUUCUUCUUUGAUAUGCUCUUCAAUUUGCAUAAAAUGUUCUCUCUCUCAAGAAAAUCAAACCCUAAAACCCUAAUCCUCUGGUCCCACCUUCAAUUCACAGUCUCAAUUUCAAGUCUCAAAGUGGUUUGGCGUAAAGACCGAAGGCUCGACCAAGCUAUUCAAAACGACAAGCAAUGGCGACUUUGCGCUCGGGUUGUCAGAGAGGUCCUAAACGAACCGGGUCAAGUCAUCCCGCUUCGGUACCUCGAGAAACGCCGUGAGAGGCUCCGAUUACCCAUCAAAAUCCAAACUUUCCUGGCCCGAAAUCCGGGUUUAUUUGAAAUCUACAUGGAUCGGAUCAAGCCGAAAUCCCAUCCGGUUCGUUUCGUCCGUGCUGGUGAUAGGCUUAACCAGUUUUUAGAGGAAGAGAAAAGGAUUUAUAGUGAAAAUGAGCCGUUAAUUGUUUCGAAACUUUGUAAACUGUUGAUGAUGGCAAAAAAUAGAGUUGUCAGCGCAGAUAAAUUAGUUGAGGUUAAGAGGGAAUUCGGGUUUCCAAAUGAUCUUUUAGUGAAUUUGGUGCCGAAGUACCCCGAAUAUUUUAGGUUAUAUGGGACUCCGGGAGAGGGGAAAUCGUAUCUAGAAUUGGUUUCGUGGAAUGACAAUUUUGGAAAGUCAGUUAUUGAGAAGAGGGCAGAGGAGGAGUCGAGGUUGAUGGGGAUUAGGGUGAGACCUGCGUUUAAUUGGAAGCUCCCACCUGGAUUUUAUAUCAAGAAGGAAAUGAGGGAGUGGAUUAGGGAUUGGAUGGAGCUUCCAUAUAUCUCGCCUUAUGAUGAUGUAUCACAUUUGGAGCAGGCAUCUCCUGAAAUGGAGAAGUGGACGGUUGGGGUUUUCCACGAGUUGCUUUCUCUAUCCCUUUAUAAGAGGAUUCCAGUGCCUGUUUUGGGGAAAUUUUGUGAAGAAUAUAGGUUUUCAAAUGCAUUCUCAAGCGUAUUUACAAGGCAUUCUGGGAUUUUUUAUAUGUCGUUGAAGGGUGGCAUUCAGACCGCAAUGCUGAGGGAAGCAUACAAGGGUGAGGAGUUGGUUGAUAUCGAUCCACUUGUUGUGAUCAAGGAUAAGUUUGUUGAGUUGCUCGAUGAGGGACAUCAGCAGAGGGUCGAGAAAAUCAGGGUUAAAAGGGAAAUGGUUUGGAAAGAAAUGGAAUUCAUGUCAGCUAGUAAUAAAGAAUACAACUAUGAUAAGCAAAAUGCAGAGUUAUGAGAAACUGUGGAAAAUGACGUUAAGGAAUUCAAACACAGUAGUGUUGGAAGUUAUGAGGUAUCCCAAAUGUUUGCUCAGUAAUGUUGGAAGCACAUCUUGUUGAGGCGAGUAAUAUUUCUACUGGAUCUACUUCGGAUUAGCCUUGUGACAAGAUGAAGAUGUUAAAUGGUUUUUGUGACUAGCUUGCUUCCACUUCACAGCAACCGGCAACUGCAAAUGCAACUGCAACUGAGAGGGCUCGUGGACUAGUAUCCUUUAUAGAAAAGCUGCUUUUUGGAACCCGGUCUUUUGGUACAUGAUAAUCUUUCCAAGCAGUGCAAUGUAUGUUUUCCGCCUCCCUCAGGUCAUCCGUUGAGAUAAGUAACUGGUUUUGAUCGUUCCUGCGGUGCAUACGAGUUUGCUGUAUGGAUAUGCUUGUAUUGUAAAUGACGGGGCUCUUCUAUUUGAUCCUGAUAACAUUCUGAUCGAUGUUAUUAUUAAAUUGUCUGAUGAUAUUAGAGAAUGCUACGUUUAAUUUUCGGCAUUUUGAGUAUAUUUUGAAUUUUGAGAUCUGUAAGUGCUUAAAGCUCUUCAUUCUGAUCGAUGAUAUUAGAGAAUGGUUAAUCUAUUUUUAGCAUUUUGAAGUGUAUUUUGAAUUCUUAUAUCUGUAAAUGCUUAAUACUUAGUACCAUUCUUUGAUUA